CAAGCAGAUCAUGCAGAUCGUAGAAUGUGUUAGGUUUGCACACUUUCAACUACAAAAUAGAUUGACCACAUCCUGCAAUCAAAGAUUUUAGAUUGAUUCGUUCAAGUUCAACUUCUCAUCUCAGAGUUUGAAGUUAAUUUGCCAUAAUGGAUAAAAGAUGGCAGAAGGCUGAGACUGACACAGGCAUUCCAUAUUACAUCAAUCAUCUGUCAGAGAGGACACAAUGGGAUCACCCAGAGUAUGUCAAAGCUCAACGGAUGAUGGAUGAAAUGGGCAAGAUCCAGCUGGCAUCAUACAGGGCAGCAAUGAAGAUAAGGACACUCCAAAAAGUCAUCAACCUGCAUUCGGUGGAGUUAUCUAUAAUAACAUCCGUCUUUGAGCAUUUUGGGUUCAACAGCCCCACCAGCAACAUGGUCAUGAAUGUGAUUCAACUGCAAGACGUUGUGUAUGAGGUAUUCUACACCACUCAAUGUCGAGGAUGGAGCUCACUGGAUGUGGAUACCAGUACUGACCUAAUGGUGAACUGGACUCUAAAUUUAUUUGACAUGGGUCGCACAGGAUUCCUCAAGGUUCUAUCAGUCAAGAUCCUCAUGGUGGUGUUGUGUUCUGCUCAACUCUCUGAAAAAUACCAAUAUUUAUACCAGCAGUUAACAGAUCGAGCAGGGGGAGUAAGUCGACGUAACAUGACAACCUUUCUCAGAGACAUGAUAAGAAUAACAGAGUUGAUCGAUGAGAGCUCUGCCUUGGGGAAGAACGCUGCAGCUGCUGUCAAUAGCUGUUUCGCUACGGUGAUUGGAACGACCGUUUCUCAUGAUAGAUACAUGAGCUGGUUGAUGGCAGAACCUCAGACCAUUGUGUGGUUACCAACAAUGUAUCGUGUUUCCCUGGCUGAGUCAGUUAAACAUGAUGCAAAAUGCAACAUUUGCAAGAUGUAUCCGAUCAUCGGACUUCGCUUCAAAUGCUUAAAGUGUCUGAACUACGACAUGUGCCAGGAUUGCUUCUUUGUUGCCAGGACAACCAAGAGACACAAACUGACACACCCAACUCAAGAAUACAUUAUUGCAACGUCAUCUAAAGAAGACAUCAGAGACUUUGCUAAGACGAUACGGAACAAGAUGAGUAAGAAACAUGGCCGCCGCGUUAAGCUGAAGUACCUCCCUGUUGACGACAGUGACACUGAUUCCAAUAGUUACUGUGAUCCUACAGAUAAAGAGAUUGAUAUGCAUGUGCGGCUUGGCCACAUCUCCAAAAAGUUAGCAGCUGUCGAGGAUAUGAAGCCAGCUCCACCUCCCUCAACCGAAGCUUCCCUGUCCCCGAUAAGUGAGAGCAUUCAAUCAAGCAUGAUUCCUGACCCGGGGAGUGCUUUGGCUCGUGGGCAGGAAACCUCUCGUGAUCGGUCGGGAGAGCAUAGAGAGCUGGAGGAUCUAAUCGACAUCUUAGAGAGAGAGAAUGAAGAACUCCUUAUCGACAUGGAAGAGUUAAAUAUGGCCGGAAGACGCAUGGCAUCAGCUGGCGAAGGCGCCUCACAUGUGGCGCAUGAUCUUGAGGAUGAGUCCAUCGGUACCUCGGAGACUGAAGAGCAACAGGAGAUGAUGAUAGCGAGGCAUGAGGUUCUGGAGGACCAAAAUAGACAGCUAAACCUACAGCUCAAAACACUCAAAUCGCUCCUUCAGAAACAGAACCGCACACCCCCGCAAGCCAGCACAUCCAUGUUUGUAUCAAACAACCAUGCCCCGCCUCCACCAUAUCACGCCACACCUACCAAUGGCCAUCUUGAUCGAACCGCUCCGCCCAGUUUACCUUAUUAUCAACCUGCUACCCAAUCACAGCCAAGCAUUGAUAUGAUUGACAAUCAGCAUGUGAAUUCAUCCGUCCUUCCUACUCCAAUAACCAACCAAUCAGGAGCUUCUGAUAUGAUGAAUGGCAGUGGAUCACUCCGCCCACAAUUUAUGUUGGACCAAUCAGUAACCCCACAAGUGUCACUUCCACCUCACCACUCCAACAAUCUAACCAUGACUCCAGGUUUGAGUGACAGCACGGUGCCCCUCCCACCAUACUCUUUCAACCAAUCAGCAAUGACUCCAGGAACCUUUGCAGCAAGGAGGCUCCUCCCAGCCCAUUUGGUUGACCAAUCAACAGUGAUGUUUCCCAACUUAUCUGCAUCUCGAAUUUAUCCACCAGAAGAGGCAGCAUUGAAUGAUAUUGUGCAGAGAAUGAAUGAGGCAUACCCAGCAAAUCUUCAAGAUACACCAGCUUCACCUGACAUGCCCCCUCCUCCCUCUUACACAGCGGCUCCUACAUUCAUGAGAACCAGAAGAUCACAUGGUAAUCAUGACAACCCAACAGAUAUGAUAGACGCAGUGGCACGCAUCGGUGAUGCAAUGUCGUAUCUCGUAGCUAGAGUGGCAGACAGGCCCUCUGGAAUGUAGAUUACCAUGGUUGCUGGCAAACUCUGCUGUUGAUAUUUGAACUUUGCAAACUGUGUUCAUGGACAAACCUUGUCUUUAACAUUCAAGAUUUAUCCCCACAAAAUGAGGCUGAAAGAGUUUGAGGUUGCAGCUGUCAUUAAUUAAAUUGCCAAAGUUUUUUAUGCCAGUAUUUUUAUACGUUUUACCUUGAGUCGUCAUCAUUUUCAUGUCUUUUAUCUUUCUUUGUAAAAGGAGCAUGCUGUUAUUGGGGUUUUGAGAAACACUUUUUCUUAUUUUUAAUAACCCUGAUCAAAUUUCUUAAUCAGAAGUCACUAUUGUCUCCUUUUUGUGUAAGUUGUAGCUGAUAAUGAAUAAGAUAUUCUUGUGUGACCAAAAAAUAUUUUAAAUUUAGCUUUGUUUCCAUACUCUGCUCUACGUAACUGCUCUCUAUUUUUUUUAAUUGGCUGAAUUUGUAACAUUUUGUACUAGGUAAUAUAUUUUUAUACUCUAACACCAUUUAUGUCAAACACCAUAGUAUUUUGUAUUCACUGAUGAUUUGCAGAAUGGUUUGGAUAUAAAAGAUGGGUGUUAUUAUUUUUACAUAAACAUGAAUUGUGUGUGCUUUGCAAUCCCGCAUAAAAAUGGGUGAUAACAAAAUAAGUAUUCAGUAUUUAAAAAAAUGCUUCGCAACUUCUGUCCAUAAAAGCCAUAGCAGAAUUAUUGAAUAUGUUAAAAUAAAUUAAUCUUGGCCAAGUAUUUUCUCAAAUGUAUUAUUGUAUUUUUUGUUAUUUUUGUCUGUUGUACAGAAAGUUUCUUUGAUGGAUAUUAGACAUUGUCAUAUGUGCUACCUUUUAGUCAUGUUCCCUGAUUAUAGAGCAGCAUAAAUGUUGAUGUGUAAAUAAACCAAAAAGUUUGCCAGAC
This is a messenger RNA of Asterias rubens (European starfish), 3329 nucleotides long. RefSeq names its product dystrophin-like. Gene Ontology annotation, molecular function: protein binding; zinc ion binding. The record is from RefSeq and is a predicted model, not a curated record. Bases 147 to 2429 code for a protein of 760 amino acids. Gene Ontology annotation, biological process: synaptic signaling. The transcript has 17 exons. NCBI's taxonomy places the organism in Eukaryota, Metazoa, Echinodermata, Asteroidea, Forcipulatida, Asteriidae. Gene Ontology annotation, cellular component: plasma membrane.